Sesamum indicum (sesame) is the source of this 1491-nucleotide messenger RNA. Lineage: Eukaryota; Viridiplantae; Streptophyta; Magnoliopsida; Lamiales; Pedaliaceae. The record is from RefSeq and is a predicted model, not a curated record.
ACAAAGAGUCCGAUGAUAUAGUGAAUUAGAGUCGGAAGUCGCUGAUCCGUCUCAGCGAUAUUAGUUAUUUCGUAUUUCCACUCCUUCCAUAGAAACAAUAGCUAUGAGUUAAUGAUUCCAACACCCCCCACACCCCCCAAAUCCACCUAGGGAUAGAGAGAAUGGCGAUGGUUGAUGAGCAGAUGCCAAUCUGGGAAGAAAUUGAUCGGGCCGAAAGUUAUCUCAUCUGCUGCAUGUUCGAUGAGGCAACAUCGUUGGCUUCCUCUAUUAUCAAACGGUUGCUCGAGAAUUACAGUAGCAGCUGCAAAGUUCAGGGGGAUAACGAAAAUGAAUGCGGUGAUAUGCUGGAAUCAGCCGGCAUGGUCGUUGUACAAUCCAUGAAGCAGUUGCAAAGGACGUCAGAAAUAGUGAAGGAGCUUAAACUCUUAGGUGUGCUUUCAAAUGUCGGAGAGCCCAUCAACUACUGUUCAAGGCUCUCUUGAGGAAUUCCUGAAAAACUGGAGAUUUGUGGAUAACAGAUAUUAUCCUGUAUUUAGUGCGGAGGGUAGUGCAUCUGACCCAGAAGGAUCUUGCUUUAGGUUUUCUAUCGGAGUUGAUGAGUAUUUAGAAGUUGUUGAGCUUUACGUGAUUACACUUCUUGCUAUGACUAAACAGGACACAGAUCAUGCUAUCUCCUGGGUGGAGAAAGCCAUGCUGCCCAUGGAAAAGCGUCAGGAGCUUUUGAGGCGAUUACGGUCGAUGAAUUCAUCUUUAGUCACCAGUUCAUCUCAAACUUCUACGUCUUCUCAGCUGCCUGACGGAUACAAGGGACAUUAUGAAGAUAUUGAAUCUGAAUAUGUUUCCUGUGGAGGGAAUACAGCAAAAGAAGAAAUCCUGAAAUUGUCUCGACAAAGAGUUCCACGUUUCUGGUGGUUUCCUAACAUCACUUUGAAGUUAGGCGACACUCGACUAGUUGUACCAAGUGGGAAAAUGCUGCUGGCAACUCUGCUGUUGCUUAUGUAUUAUUUCACCAGGAAAAAGCAUGCUGUUUUGAAGAGGGUUCUCGUGCAGAAAGCUCUCUCUGUGAAAAAAGCUCUGCUCGACUUGUGGCAGCUUGCGUUCUCAUACCAAGUAAACCCUCUAGCUGCUCUUCAACCACUCCCUACCGCAACGCAUGGAAGCCACUGACGGCACACUUUCAACUACUGGUUUAAUCUGUAUUGCUAGACGUAAGCCACGACUGCUGGAAGCAUUUAAACAUGAGAACGUACAAUUUGUCUGUUCAAUCUGAAUAUGCUGUAAGAGGACAAUGAAUUGCAUUUGGAGUUUGAUCUCAAUCUUCAUCCGUGUUUCGAGCUUUAACACGGCUACAACAUGAUUUGGCUGGAAUAUGCUUGAUAUGCCCUUUGCAGUGAAGUGUCUCCGUUGUAACAUACAGAUCAUUGUUAUGAAGCAUCUAUAUAUAUUGCUGUUCUGGCCUGGUCUCUACAAUUCUCAGUGUUUGGAAAUGAA